AUGAAUGACGAUGCACUACAGAGAGCAGUCAACAGCAGCACCAACAACCUCUCCACAUCACAGGGAAACAUUACAUCGACAGUAAUGACGUCACAACUGAUGACAUCAUUGCCGACAGAAUCUGACGCUGACACCAACAAAAGCAAUUUAUCGACAUCUGCUGUUGUACAUUCAGCCCUCACAUCAACGACUAUAGCAGUGCGAAAAUGCUCAGCUUUAGAUCGCUUGCUGCAUACUAGGCUCCAGCUUGUUGCCAAUUCAAAGAAACAGGAAAAUAAUAAUAAUAAUAUGGACAAUAAUAUUACUACUAAUACUGUCAACAAAAACAUUAUUAAUAUAAAUAAUACUAAUAAUAGUAAUAAUAAUAAUUAUAAUGUCGAUUAUGGUAAGAAGAAUGAAAAUAACUUCACUCUAGAUCAUUUUCAAAACAAUGACUCGAUGAAUAAUAAUAUGAACAAUUGCAAUAAUAAUAAUAAUAAUAAUAAUAAUAACACUAUUAAUAAUAAUAAUACCACUAUUAAUAAUGGCAAUCACAAUUUACCAUCUUCAUCAUCGUCGUCGUCAUCAUCAACAUCAUCAUCAGCAGCAGCAGCGGAAGAAAAAUUUCUUGCCACUAUCUUUUCCACAGAAACCAAUUUAGCCCAGGUGUCAUCGUCAUCAUCACAGACAUCGUCAUCAUCACAGACAUCGUCAUCAUCACAGACAUCGUCAUCAUCAUCGCAAGUGAUAAACGUUAAAAAGCAGAGCAGAAGGAAGAUCUCAUCACCACAUCAUUAUGUUAAUAAACUCAAUAACAACAACAACAACAUUAAUAAUAAUAAUAAUAAUGAUUAUAGUUGUAAUAAUAGUAGUAGUAGUAGUAAUGGAAUCAGUACAAAUACUAACAAUAACAGUGUUGAUGUUACAAGAGGAAUUGAUGACAUUGUAAAUCGCCGUCAUACUACUACUGCUGCUACCACCAAUACCACUAAUUACAACAAUGAUAGUAGUAGCAAUACUAAAAUUAAUAACAGCAAUAAAGAUAGCGUCAUUGUUAUCGAUGAUAAUGAUGCUCCCAAUAGGUCCAUUACAAAUAACAACGAUAAAAACAUUAACGGUCAAAACAUCAAUAACACGGCAAAUGAUUUAAACACAAACAUUGCCACUACCAUUGUAAACAACAACAGCAGCAACAACAACAACAACGUCAGCAGUGAAGGUGAUGACGUCAGAGCAAAACAGCAAAAAGUUUCCCAGAAUGGUCACAAGAACAAAGUUAUCAUCAUUGACAUAACCGAUGAUGAUAGCAGUUUACCUUCAAAAAGAUCUUCAUCGACGUCAUCAUCUUCAGCCUCAUCAUCUUCAGCAUCGUCGUCACCCUCGUCAACGCCAUCCUUAUUGCCAUCUGUAAUGUCGUCGUCAUCAUCGUCGCCAUCACUAACAACAAAAGGGCUUAUAAGGUUAUCAAAAUCGGCAACAACAACAACCAAAUUUUUAACUUCGCCGUUAUCUACGUCAGCUACGACAACAGCAUCAAAAACAUUUUCGACGAACUUGAAUCAGAACAAAUCCAGAAACACCACAACUCUACCAACAACAACAGCAGCAACAACAACAACAACAAUGUCUAACAGCAGAAUCCUUAACAAGCUUGCCGCAUUAGCAAGAACUGCACGUGCAACAACAACCUCAACGACAUACAAGCACUCUACUACCUACAAAACUCCAGCCACGACAUCAACUUUGACAAAAUUUCCAAAACCAUCAACAAAUUCAACAACGACCCCAUCAACAUUCACGACAAUCACAGCUGUAGCAGCUACAACUACACAACUACAUCCACCAGGUAUUCAAUAUGCCCUACCGGUUAAGUCAAUCCCCUUCUCGCUGAGACCAAAUUUCAUGUCGUCCAACAUCCAAAUCCUACCAUCGCAUCUCCUCCUCGACAAUGCCCUCCCUGUCAAUGUCAUCACCAUUGCUCCAAUUCCAGAAUCAUCGAACAACGACAUCAACAGUGAAGAUGAGGAUAACAAUCGCACUGGUGCCAUCAACAGCGGCGACAACAUUAAAAAUCAAAACAUCGCCUACAGCAAUAACAGCAGCAGCAACAACAACAACAAUGUAGUUGUUGGUGGUGGUAUUGGAAAUGUUAAUGCCAACAAUAACAACAGCAACAUCAACGUCAUCUUUAAAAAUAACACUAACAACAUGAACAUUCCUAAUAAGAGCAAUGAUUAUUAUAUGAAUAAUUUAAGAAUUUUGAAAAAUUUUGCAAACAACAACCCAGCCAGCAACAACAACGUGGUCAGCCCAAACAUUGACAUAAGUAAGCUAAUCGGCUACAACAACACAAACAACAAUUCAUUAAUGUUCAUGAAUGUAAACAAAUCGAAGGCAGCCACAUCUUUUGCAGCACCAACACCACCGACUACAACUAAUGUCGUGCAACUGCUGAGAACCAUCAUUGCAAAAACGACAGCAACUACAUCGACAAUAGCGUAUGCUGCAUUCUCAUCAACAUUUACAACGCCAACACCGACAACAUCUCUAGCAGCAGCGGCGACAGCAGCUGCUCCGGCUGAUAGAACACCACUCCCGAGUAACUCUUUCAUCUCAAAGCAUCUCAAUGAAGGCAAGAGCACUGAUGCCCAGAAGAAAAGAAUUGAAAAACGACCUCUAUCGAAGCAGGAAAAGCAAAAAAUUUUAACCCAUCAGCAGCAGCAGCAACAGCUUCUGCUGCAACGACAGCAACUUCUCAAGCAGCAGCGACAUCAGAUGCGACAGGUGGAGCAGCAACGACAGUACCAACAGUCUCAAGAGAGACGACAAUUGAUGGAAAGAAGGAUGCAGAAACUGACUGAGAUGCAGCAGCAACAGCAAAGCAUCUUACACCAGAAGAUACUCCAACAGCAGAAGCAGAAGUUGAACAAUCAACUGGAACAAGAGAGGAAGAAGCAAGAGAUGAAGCAACUUCUGAAGAGGAUUAACAACGAAAUUAAGGUAAAGAAUAUUGUUCAGCAUUAUGAACAACAACAACAACAGCAAAAAUAUUUUCAACAACCACAACAACAACUAUCGCAACAACAACAACAAACAUCUAGGACGUUCACCAUAUCAUACAAGCCGUCUACCAUUACACCAGAAACAUUUUUCUCGUCAUCGUCUUCCUCCCUCUCUCCAUCUACAUCGUCAUCCAUUUUGUCAUCAUCAGCAGCUCUCUCUUCAACAACUUCAGCAACAUCAUCACCAUCAACAUUUAUAACAGCAUCGUUAUCAUCAUUCACACCUCUUUCAUCAUCGACAAUCUCAUCUUCGUCGUCGUCUUUAUCAUCAGCAGCAUUCUUCGAGUCCAUUCGAACAAAUUGUUUGAUUGGCAAGUACGUAGCUCCACCCAUUGAGCGGCCAACUUUCUUGAAAAAUAUUUUUGGGUCGUUUGAAGAUGUUGGCGAGUAUUUUUGUGCGUGUUGUGGUUGUUCGUUUGCAACAAAAAAGUCCUUGGCCUAUCAUGUUGGCAGGAAGUCGUUCCUAGUUACGUUCGAAUGUGAUUGUGGAUGCUACACCGCUACCGAUGCUGCUGCUGCUGUUAGCGGUGGUGCAACGUCGCUUGCAACAUCAUCCGCAACAACAGUUGCAACAUCAUUUCCUGCCACAAUUUCAACAUCGUCACAGACUUCUACAACAAUCUCCUCAAACUCGUUUGGAACGUCUUUAACAGCAACAACCUCAAAAGCAGCAGCAACAACAACACUACAUAAAUUUUACAACUUAUGCUCCUACACAAUUUUCUACCAGCGACACACAAGUGAAAACCCCGGAAAAACCCACAGACCUAUAGAUAGCUAUCAAGUGUCAUCACUGCCUGAACAUCUGUUGCCAGAGGAGUACCACAUAUUGAAGAAGCAAAAAGAACUUGAGAUGGGUAUAGACAUCAGCGACGAAGAUGGCUCUGAAAAUAUUGUCUCCAAGGACAAAGAAAGCAAUAUUUCCAAUGAUAAUCUCGUCGUCGUUGUUGCUGCUAGUCAGACUGCAACUGCAACGACAGGAACAAGCAACAGUUCAAAGGAUGCAACCAACAACAUUUCAAAUUUUACAAAUCCUGUUCUCAAGUGUCCAGAAUGUGGUUUACAAUUUUCAAUGCUUCUUUCUUUGAAGCAACAUUUUCAGUCACUCAGUCGUAACGUUGUUGCUGUUGAUGCUGCAGUGACGACGACCAAAAAUAUGAAAUCAGCAGCAUCAACUUUUACAACAUCAACAAAAGUGUUGCCUACAGCCUGUACAGAAUCAACUUUAAAUAGACAUUCAGCAGCGACAUCUUCUGCGUCACCACUAACAACGACCACAGCGUCGUCAUCAGCUUCAUCAUCAGCGUCGUCCUUCACAGCAGCAACAACAUCGCCCUCAACAGCCGCAACAGCAACAUCGUCGUCGUCGUCGUCGUCAUCAUCAUCAUCAUCCUACAUUCAUUAUGCAUGUCCCAUAUGUGAGAUAGUGCUAGCUAAUAUCUGCUCACUCAAUGCUCACAUCAGAUUGCAUUCCUUGAGUUAUAUCACAAACAACAGCAUUAACAACAACAACAAUAAUUUUAAUGUUAAUGUCAGUAAUAACAUCAUUAUUAAUAAUGUAGGUGGUUGUUAUGGUGCUAAUGAGAUUGCAGACAGCAACAAGAGCGGCAGCAACAUUACCAAUAACAUCACUGGUGACGUCAAAAAGUGCAGACUGGUGUGUCCAGAAUGUGGUGUUGAAUUUCAAGAGAGUGCUGACGAGUUUUUACAGCACGUUCGAGACGUUUGUCUACAUCACUGCAGACGCCCAGUCACCAGGGGCUGUCGGUUCUGCUACUUUGUCCCUAGAAUCACAACAAAAAUCAACAACAACAACAUCCCCAACAACAACAACACAACCAUUUACAACAACAACAACAUUGCCAGUGGAAACAACGCUUUCAUUGUUGACAACAGUUGUUCCGGUGAGUUUAGCAAUGCCAAUGGCGAGAACACUUCAACAAGUUCUGCCUCCGUUACUUCAACUGCAAAUGUUGAAUUCUCUUCUAAUGUACUAAACAACAACAACAACGGUAAUGGUAAUUUUAAUGACGGCAACAGUAAUGACGCUGACAACAGCAGUAUUAGCAGCUCCAUGAGUAUCAGCAACAACAACAAACCUGUCAGCAGUUCAAGUCAGGCUGCUGUCGUCUUUGGUGGCGGUGCUAGCAGUGAAGAUGUUAAAAAAUUUACUGAGGCCCUGGACAAGCACAUAUGCACAGCACACAAGAAGGUUUACCACAAGUGCUCCCUGUGUCCUGUAGCUUUCAAGAGGAUUGAACUCUUCAGGCAACACUACAAAACAUCACACGCUACCAACGCUACUACAGCAACGACAAUUACCACUACAGCGGCUAAUCUCAAUAUCGGUAGUAACAGCAGUAACAGCAGUGGACACACGUCUAGUAUGAUAACGAGGUGUCCUGUGUGUGAGAAAGUGUUGGGGGCGUCAUUCGAGCAGCACAUCAAGAACCACGAUCUGGUUAGCAAGUGCAGAGAAUACUAUUUUGAAUGGACGAGUAGUAAUUUCGCUACUAAUACUAAUGUUGCUACUGCUGCUGCUAGUGCUGCUACUACUGCUACUACUAUGGAGGAUGUUGAGGAUGCUGGCAAUGAUACUGCUUCUAAUGGUAGUAGUGCCAAUUCUAGUACUGGGUUUGCUAGAGGUUCAGAAAGUAAAAAAGUUACUAAUAAGUUGAGUAAAAAUAGUAAAAUUGCUGGUAUAUGCAUCAGCAACAGUGGUAAUAAUAAUAGUAAUCAGUGGUUUGUUUACAAAGCUGAACUUGAAAAGCACAGGAAUCAAUUGAAUGGCAGUGGCUCAUUUCGCAGUCAUGCUGUUGUUGUUAGUUGUAGCGUCAGUAAUAAAGGUUGUAGUAGUAGUGGUACCGCUGCUACUACUACAACAACUACUACUACUACUAAAAAUGAUAGUAAUCUAAAUGGUGAUGUUAAUAAUCUUAGCACUGGGAAUAGUAAUAAUAUAAAUUUGACUCUUGCCGCUAAUACUACUACUACUGCUACUACUUUUUAUAGCACUGUAACUUCUUCAAGUAAGUUUAUUUCAACUGCGGCCACAACUACAACAACGACAGCUACUACUACUACUAUUACUAUUAAUAAUGAUGUUAAUAAUGAUGAUGGAAAUGUAAAGAAUUUUAGAUUGGAUGGAAAUUCGAACAAACUCGAUGAUGGUAAUAAUAUUGCAAGAAAAGAUGUUGGCGUUCGUCAGAGUAAUGACCAUAUGGUCGAUGGCAUAAAUAACAAAAUUAUUAAAUAUGGCGAUGAUGACGUCACCAGUAACACAGUCUGCGAAGUUUGUCUGCUGAAAUUCCAGCUUAGAACGUUGAAAAAUGAUCAUUUGAAGAGGGAACAUGAAUAUUUUGUUGAAUUUUGUUCUUUAAACGACAGCAACACUGCUGCUAUACAACAACAACAUCAGCAGCAACAACCUCAUGAACAACUAAACAUCGUUGAAGUAGAACGUAAAAUGCUUAAACUUAGAAGAAUAGGCAGAUUUAAUGACUUAAACAACAGCAUAAACAACGACAACAACAACAGCAGCAGCAUAAAAAAUCAAAAUAAUUUUGGCAGACCAUCUGGCAUGCCGACAUUGAAACCCAUAAAAUUUAUGACUGAAAGUAGGAAGAGGAAGUUUGCUGCUGACGAUGAGGAUGGUGAACUGGAGGAUGAUAACAUUAAUAACAGCAUGAUGCUUAAAAACAUUAAUAAUGCCAUUAACAGUGCCAACAAUAACAAUAUCAUUCCUAAUGUAAACAUGGCAGACAUCAUUAAUGCUAGCAGUAAGACAUCUGUAAACAGCAGAAGUAGUUUAUCAUUGUUCCCAUCGUUGUCUACUUCAUCAUCGUCCCCGCUGCUAUCAUCGUCAUUAUUGUUCCAAUCACCAUUAACAUUCUUUCCACAGUUAUCUUCUUUAUCAUCGUCUACAGUUCCAUCAUCGUCGUCGUCAUCGGCAGUACCAUCAUCGUCAUCAUCACAGCUUUCACCAUCAUCAUCAGCACUGCUACUAUCGCCGUCGCUACAUCCGCCGCCAUUGCAACCGCCACCAUCGUCGUCAGCGUCAUCACAACCAUCAUCUUCAUUAUCGUCGUCAUCAUCUCUGUUGGAAUGCUCCAGAUGUAACGAGGUGUUCAUAGACUCCAGGGCUUACAGACGACACCAACUUAAGCACCAAUUCUUAGAGAACAUCAAGAGGAAUAAGUGGAGGAAGAUUGGUGAUGAUGAUGGUGGUGAUGGUGAGGAGGAGCGUGAUGAUAAUGAUACUACAAAUGAUAACAGCAUCAAUGACUGUAGUAAUAAUGUUGAUGAUGUUGAUGAUGCAGCUGCUUCAGUGCAAGAUGUUGAUGUGGUGAACAAAGGUGAACUCGAGAAUAUGAACAGUAAGAAUGAACUUGGUGGUCGGUGCGACGGCGAUGUUAAUAGUGAUGUCGGCCGAACAAGUGGUUGCAGCAGCAUGUCGACCAGCAACAAACUCUUCAAUAACGACAACGUCAGCACCUCUAACAUCCCAGCUGGCAACAACAACAACAGCAGUGAAAUUGAUGACGGCAAAUGGUAUCCGUGUCAACUCUGCAAUAAAACUUUCAAACGCCAGAGUCGCCUCCAGCAGCACGUCUCAGCCAUCCACAACUUCUACUUCAGCAGCAGCAUUCUCGGCUACAAUACAAUCUCCGUUAACGGCAGCAACGGCAGUAACUUCAACAGCGUCAGCAGCGGCGGCGGCAACAGCAAAUCAAAUGUGACGUUCAAGUGUCAAUUCUGUCCACCGCCGUCGACGUCUGGCAACAUAAACGCCAAGCGCUACUUCAACUCCCUACUCUCGCUGCGCAAGCACAUGCGUAUCAAACACAAGCUCGUCAGCACGGCAGUCAACAAAUACGACAUGAUUGACAGACUGUACAAACCCAACGAAGGAGGAAUAAAGCGCAGCGCCGCCGGUCAUGAUAACGAUGACGGCGCUGGCGAUGAUGAUAUCUCUGUUCUCGUCGCUACUGAAACAUGGGGGGAUGCUGAUGAAGAUAAAAUGAAUGCUACGUCUGGUACCACUCUUGAUGCUCCUGCUGCUGCUGCUCCUACUGAUACUUCUACUGCCACAACCACUGACACUUCUACUGCCACUACUACUGUUACUACCGCUACCACAAUUAUUGCUACUGCUACGAAUUUCACAGAUUGUACUGGAGAUAACGUCAGAAGUAAUAAUAGUAUUAGUGGUAGUAGUUGCAUUGUUGUUAGUGGUAGCAGUAGCAGUACUGAUACAAAUACUACUCCAAACACGAUUACAAUGAGUGGUAUUGCUACCCAUAACACUACUAAUGCAAUCGUGAAAACUCCAACUGGGACCUUUAACAAUGAUAAGGUUGCUAAUAGUAAUAAAAAUUUUGAUGGUAGUUCGGAAGAUGACGCCUAUGAGAAUGAAGUCAGAUUGAGAAAAAUAUUUGGUGACCCUGGGACGAAGUACCACUGCUGCUACUGCUGCCACUCGUCUUAUGAGAGGCCGGAUUUUUGGCGGCAUAUCGUCUGCCACAACAACUACACCGCUGAUGAGGGUGAAGAUGGUUGCCGUGGUGGUGAUGCAUCUGGUAGUUGCAGUAAGGUUGUCGCUAACCUCAGUGCUGAUGUUAAUGAGGGUGGAGGUGAUGGUUUGAGAGUUCAAAAUCCCCAGUGUCCCGAAUGCGGGGCACUUUUCGUCGUGACCUCUGCCCUCAGUCGUCACCUCAGACUGGUUCACAAGGUCACUGAUCUUAGUCUUUAUGAAAGUGAUGAUUUGAUGAUGUUCGCCGGUGUUGUUAACAGUUUGCCGGCUGGUGGUCUUAAGAGGAAGAAAUUAUCUGAUGAUGAUGAUGAUGAUAAGGAUGAUGUUGCUGGAGAUGACGGUGAUGCUGCUGAUUGCAAUCGAGGUAGUUGUGAAGAGGUGGAUGACAAACAAAUAAAAAUGGAGAUGCCGGAUGGUGAGUCAUUCCCGACGGCUAAACGUGGAAUCAAAAGAAAGCUAUCCUCCUCAUCAUCGGUGUCAUCUGCAUUGUCCUCAUCAUCCACGUCCCGACCAUCUUCUCUGUCGAGGUCGCUCGUUGAUCUGCCCGCUGAAAAGUUGAGACGUAUGUCACUGCUGCAACCGCACGACAUCCACAAGGAACUGCUGGCGUCUCCUGGAGCCACCUUCAACCAAUCACUCUUUGAAGUGCCCUCUCCUCGAAAGCAAGCCUCCCCACACUAUGGUGACAACAUUAAUAAUAAUGACGCCAAUAACCUUUCUGACAAGAAGAGCAGGGGUAAAAGAAAUGAGAAGAGCAAAAUUUCUAGUGACGUCAUUUCUUCCACUUCACCUAUGACGCCAUCUUCUCAGACUAUCUCCCUGAGCAACAGCACGAGAACCAGAGCCACGAGGUCCGGCUUGCGAUCCAACAAUAGAUUAUCCUCGACGGCAACUGCUGCUGCAGACGGCGACAGCAGCAUCAGCAGCUCGCCGACGUCGUCGUUGCUGCAAGGUAACGAAUGUAAAGUUUGCUACAAGACGUUCAACAACUACACUGAACUGCGUGUGCACAUGCGUGUUCAUGGCAUGGCGUUCAUACAAGGAACCAGAAGGAGUAGUUGUCCGUUGGCAGCUGUGGAAGCUACCACUGUUGCAGCUAUUAGUGCUAUUACAGCUGCUAAUACUGCUUCUGCUACAACUGCUACUGCUGCUGCUCCUACUACUGCUUCUGUUGCUCUUGUGAAUAACGUUGUUGUCGAUUCAUUGAAGUGUGCUUACAAUCCUGAAAAGAAUGAUGGCCAGGCGGCAACAAAAAUGGAGGUAGAUGAGGAAAGUUCGAAUGUUAAUUGUGGCGGGAGUGAAAAUAAUUUGUUUGGCGCCGAGAAUAUUGGAGACGUUGCUCCAAUAAAUAACGCCUGUACCACAACUACUACUGUGGCAAAUACAGCUACUACGAUUGCUACAGCCAUCCUUAAUGCUACUACCGACUCGUCUAUUACUACAGCUGAUGCUGUUGCUGCUGCUACUACUACAACGACGGCGACUUUUACUACCGCAGAAUCUGCAGCCAAAGACGUCAUCUCAAUGGCAGAAGCUGGUGAUAAGAUAAACACUCAUCCACUGCUUGGUUGCUGAGGGUGCUGGGAAUAAUAAUAAUAAUAAUAAUACUGCUACCACUACCAAUAAUAAUAAUAAUAAUGUAAAAUAAUAAUAAAAUUUUAUAAUGAUAUUUGUAACGAUGAUGUGAAUGUCAGUGAUGACGUUGAUUAAACUGUGAUGACGACCUGAUUAUGAUAUGAUGACAGACAUGCACCUUCUGGUCACAAUAUAUAUAUAUUUAUAUAUAUAUUUACAUAUAUUUUAAUAAAAUUGGAUUAAAUAUUGCAAUAAUAAGAUGAAAUUAUUAUGAUAUUACGACAACAUUAUGACAUCGGUAUAUACCACCAAUGCCAUUAACAAUGAAAAUUUAAAACUCUGUUUAGUCCAGGCAGACACUGAUGAUGAGAAAGAAAUUGCAUCUUUUUUUCUAACAGUUUCCAUUUAUUCUUAUUCUAGCGGUUGUUUCGUGAAGAUAUCUUUGUGUAACUGGUGUGUGUGUGUGUGUGUGUGUGUGUGUGUGUGUGUGUGUGAAUUAGCAAUUACAGAACAUUUUUUUUAAUAGUCGAAUAUAUUUGUACACGCGUUUGUUAUUCAAAGUUAUUUACUCGAUUUACCCAUAUACCUUAGGGUAUUUUUUGAAUAUUUAAAGGUAUCUAAAUGGAUAUACGUAUAUAUAUUUACUAUAUCAAUGAUAUGUCUGGAUAGAUAUCCAUGUAAAUUAAUGACACGGCUAUGAUUUUCGAUGGUAUAUAUCGAUAAUUUAGCGGUAUUCAUAAGUUUAUUAAUAGCUUUGAGUUGUAUGUAUUGUUAUAUGACAAUACUACUAAGUUAUUUUGGGCAAGUUCAGUCAGAGAUCAAUCCUUUUUCAUGCGUCACUUUAUAAUAAAGUUAUAAGUUUUGUA
Messenger RNA from Helobdella robusta, 11015 nucleotides. RefSeq lists its product as hypothetical. NCBI's taxonomy places the organism in Eukaryota, Metazoa, Annelida, Clitellata, Rhynchobdellida, Glossiphoniidae. Bases 1 to 10149 code for a protein of 3382 amino acids. The transcript is spliced from 5 exons. Gene Ontology annotation, cellular component: nucleus. The record is from RefSeq and is a predicted model, not a curated record. Gene Ontology annotation, biological process: regulation of transcription by RNA polymerase II. Gene Ontology annotation, molecular function: sequence-specific DNA binding; DNA-binding transcription factor activity, RNA polymerase II-specific.